Molecule: messenger RNA, 582 nt
Organism: Fukomys damarensis (Damara mole-rat)
Lineage: Eukaryota; Metazoa; Chordata; Mammalia; Rodentia; Bathyergidae
Gene: Ostn
Product: osteocrin
Exons: 5
Coding region: 60-458 (132 amino acids)
Biological process (GO): hormone-mediated signaling pathway
Molecular function (GO): signaling receptor binding
Source: RefSeq, a predicted model, not a curated record
GUUUGAAAGAAACUACAGAGACAGGGCUCUAUAGCUAGAAUCUCCUGAUUUAUUACAAGAUGCUGGACUGGAGAUCAGCAGGUGCUCAUUUCAUCCUGGCUAUGACUCUGAUGCUCUGGAGUUCAGGAAAAGUUCUCUCAGUGGAUGCAACAACCGAGGCCUUGGAUUCUGUGGUCACAGAUGCACGGACACCAUCCCCAGCCAGGGAGGAGAAAUCAGCCACCGACCUGGCAAUGAAACUCUUGCUUCUCGAUGAACUGGUUUCCUUGGAGAAUGAUGUGAUUGAGACAAAGAAGAAGAGGAGCUUCUCUGGCUUUGGGUCCCCCAUAGACAGACUCUCAGCUGGCUCUGCAGUCCAUAAAAGCAAACAGACGAAGGCAGUACAUCAUUCAAAAAGGCGAUUUGGUAUCCCUGUGGAUCGAAUUGGUAGAAACCGGCUUUCAAAUUCCAGAGGUUAACUGAUUCCAAUUAUGCAGAUUCUUCAUGUGAAAUCUCCCAGAAAAUACAAGAUGCUUCAGUGAAGUCCUUCGUAGUCUUUAAAUGAUUAAACUUUCAAUUUACUGAUUUCUGCAAAUCCUUCCA